AUGAGUGAAGACGAGGCAUACAUAUCUACUGAAGGCGAUGCAAGUAAACAAAGUAUGAAGAAUGUGAAGUUGCUCGUAAAUAGACCUCACCGACAAGGCAGUAUCUCUGGUGAUAUGAAACAGUAUUUGAUACCAAGAUACCCACAAGCGGACUGGGGAUACACGGAGGAAAAUGGACCCAAUAACUGGCAAAAGCAUUAUCCGAUCGCCGUGUGGGGCCGCCGUCAAUCACCGAUCAAUAUCGUUUCGCGAAAUGCGACGUACGACUCUGCUCUCACAUUCCUUAGCAUUGCCUACACACCGGAAGACGAUGUCAAGCUGAAGAACAACGGACACAGCAUAGAGUUUCAGAUCACCAAGCCCGGAUUUUUGACCGGUGGUCACCUUGGCAACCAGCAGUUCAGGUUGGCACAGUUCCAUCUGCACUGGGGAGCAGACGACACCCGGGGAUCGGAGCAUACGAUUGACGGGAAGCAGUUCGCAGCCGAGCUUCACCUCGUCCACUGGAACACAAAGUAUGGCAGCUUUGCGGAGGCUGUGAACAUGAUAGACGGACUCGCCGUUCUCGGGAUUAUGAUCAAGUCUGGCGAGGAGCAUCCCUUCUUCUCCGUCGUGUUGAACAACGUAGACAGGUUGAUUCAACCUGGUAUCAUGGUGACCAUCCCCAGCUCCCUCGACCCCAUCGACCUGUUGCCAGACUUCAUCGACGACUACUGGACGUACGAGGGCUCCCUAACAACUCCGCCCCUCUAUGAAAGUGUCCAGUGGAUUGUCUUUAAGGAGCCCGUGGAAGUCUCACCCAGACAGCUGGACGCUCUUCGGAGUCUCAUUGAUUCAGACGGCAACCUCAUGCAGGACAACUUCCGGCCUCCCCAACCACUUAAAGGGAGACAAGUCAGAGCCUCCUUUCAAUGA
Molecule: messenger RNA, 915 nt
Organism: Dreissena polymorpha
Lineage: Eukaryota; Metazoa; Mollusca; Bivalvia; Myida; Dreissenidae
Product: carbonic anhydrase 2-like
Exons: 8
Coding region: 1-915 (304 amino acids)
Cellular component (GO): cytoplasm
Molecular function (GO): carbonate dehydratase activity; zinc ion binding
Source: RefSeq, a predicted model, not a curated record